AACAUGCGCUUGAGUCCAUCCACAUGAGCUGAAGAGCCGCUCCGUAGACCGCAUCUACACGUACAUGCGGCGGUUUAUCAAGCAAACUAGCCGGGCACACGUGCUGAACUGUUUUCUGCUUCUUCCUAAAUAUAAAACUACAGCUUUGCUGAAGGAGCGGUCAGUGUUGAAUCAUCCAAGGCCGCACUCUUUGUUGAAGCCGAACCCCAUACCUCAUGAGUUUUGUGGAAUACUCCGAGUUCAUCCAGGAAGGGGAUGUUGUCAUUAUCUUCCUGGGUCAUGAGUCCAUGAUGCCUAUCAAAGUUCAGUCGGGAGCUCAGACGCAGACCCGCUAUGGGGUCAUCCGACACUCCAGCGACCUGAUUGGACAGCGGUUUGGUUCCAAAGUGACCUGCAGUAAGGGUGGCUGGGUUUACGUGUUGCACCCCACACCAGAGCUGUGGACCGUUAACCUUCCCCACCGAACACAGAUCCUCUACACCACAGACAUCGCCAACAUCACACUGAUGCUGGAGCUCAAACCAGGCUCUGUCGUCUGCGAGUCAGGUACAGGCAGUGGCUCUCUGUCUCAUGCUAUUCUGCGGACCAUUGCUCCCACCGGCCACCUGCACACGGUAGAGUUCCACGCUCAGCGAGCCGAGAAAGCCAUUGAGGAGUUCAAGGAGCACAAGGUGUCUCACUUGGUGACUGUUAGAAACCAGGAUGUGUGUAAGGAUGGCUUUGGCAUCACAGGAGUAGCUGAUGCGGUGUUUUUAGACAUCCCCUCUCCUUGGGAGGCAAUCACACAUGCCAAGAGCGCCAUGAAACGCAAAGGAGGUCGUCUCUGUUCCUUCUCGCCAUGUAUAGAGCAGGUCCAGAGGACUUGUGAGGCAUUAUUGGACCAUGGCUUUGAGGAGAUCUGCACGCUAGAGGUUCUGCUCCGGGUGCAUGAUGUUCGUACUGUCACUCUGCCCUUACCGGACUUCGGACCAGAGGAGGGCUCUGCAGACAGCACCCAGAUGGCUUCAGAUCUCAGUCAAGAAGAAAUCCCAAACACAGGGAACACCUCUGUGAUCUGCAAGACUGCCACACCUCCCAGAGAAAUGGCAGGACACACAGGAUACCUCACUUUUGCUACCAAACCACGUGACUAGAAGCAUAACUAAAGCUGAUGGAGACUGUUUUAGAGUUGUGUGAUGCAGACUCAUUAAAUGUCUUGAAUGCAAGAACGUCACCCCUUUUUUUUCCUUUUUCUUUUUUUAGCUUUAUUUAGGUAUAAAAGAUUGGUAAACAGUUGGAUAGGCUUCUACAUCUGUGUAACAGUUCAUGCCAUUUAAAAACUCUAGUUUAAUACAGGUUGAUGCUACUUUUUAUUUGUUUAUUUGUUUUUUUUAAAAAUGAAUGUUUUACUACAAUAAAUUCUAUUGCUAUGCAACAAAAACAUAUUCAUAGUUUCUUUCACUUUUGCUAUUGAGGUCAUGGCAAGUUUGUAUGACUGACAGCUGCUAAAUGCAACUAUUGCACAGACAUUUGAUCUCUCCGGGAACACAGUUACUUGGAAAUGUAUGCUCUUCAUGACGUGUCUGUCAUGAUAAAACUUUGUUGACAUUAUGUAAAGGUUUGUUCAUGAGGUUUUCAUUUAUGUGAUAACAGCAGUUUCUCACCACUGGUGCUCUCAAUUCAAGGCUGUUACGGCCUGUUCUGUAUCUGUUGCGUAUGUUACUUUCUUGCAUGUGGAAUGAAAGAUACUGAAGAGCUAGAUGUGCCAACAUCUGGUAAAUGUCAUAUCUGAAACUAUCUGCUGAGAGCUCUUCUAUUCAUGUGUCCAUAAAAGGCCUUCCUUCUGCAAUCUGAUUCCUUCACGGA
Molecule: messenger RNA, 1845 nt
Organism: Labeo rohita (rohu)
Lineage: Eukaryota; Metazoa; Chordata; Actinopteri; Cypriniformes; Cyprinidae
Gene: trmt61a
Product: tRNA methyltransferase 61A
Exons: 4
Coding region: 216-1133 (305 amino acids)
Biological process (GO): tRNA methylation
Cellular component (GO): nucleus; tRNA (m1A) methyltransferase complex
Source: RefSeq, a predicted model, not a curated record